Messenger RNA from Mercurialis annua (annual mercury), 1433 nucleotides. Its product is annotated as dehydrodolichyl diphosphate synthase 6-like. Gene Ontology annotation, biological process: polyprenol biosynthetic process. The record is from RefSeq and is a predicted model, not a curated record. Gene Ontology annotation, cellular component: endoplasmic reticulum. The transcript has 2 exons. The coding region runs from base 243 to 1157 and encodes 304 amino acids. Lineage: Eukaryota; Viridiplantae; Streptophyta; Magnoliopsida; Malpighiales; Euphorbiaceae.
AAAUACCUAGCACCAGCACUAGCAGGUAGCUUCAGUUUCCUUAUUUCAAGCCUCAAUCUCCGCCGAUCACCGGCAGCGGCGACGGUUAGAGUUGUAAGCGCGCAAGGCAUCUAACACACUGUGCCAAUAGCGUGAAUAAGAACAGCAAAAUCCAUGCCGACCUAUUCCUAUUUAUAUAAGACACCCUUCCUUACAUCUGUAUCUCAUUGUUCUCUGCUUCCUUUUUCAGCGGCACAAGCAAAAUGGGAAUGCAUGACAGAAGUAGAAUGAGGGAGGUGUGUGGAUAUUUGGCAAGUUUUUCGAGAAGAUGCAUAUUUCGUUCUCUAUCCAUGGGUCCCAUCCCCAGUCAUCUUGCGUUCAUAAUGGAUGGUAACCGCAGGUUUGCGAAGAAGGAAAACCUGGAAACAGGUGCUGGACAUAAAGCUGGAUUUACAGCUCUAAUGCUCAUGCUUAAGUACUGCUAUGAGCUGGGAGUGAAGUAUGUAACUGUGUACGCCUUUAGUAUUGAUAAUUUUAAGAGGCGACCUGAUGAGGUUCAGAUUAUAAUGGAUAUGAUGCUCGAGAAGAGCGAAGGAUUGCUCAGGGAAGAAAGUGUAGCCCAUCAAUAUGGCAUGAGAGUAUAUUUUAUCGGUAACUUGAAGCUUUUAGAUGAGCCUAAUAGGAUUGCAGCCAAAAAGGUUAUGAUGGCUACAGCGAAUUACACCAACUGUGUGCUUUUAGUCUGCGUAGCCUAUACAUCAUAUGAUGAGAUAACGCAUGCUGUCGAAGAAUCUUGUAAAAAUAAACUGCACAAAAUUGAGUCGGGCAAUGGUUUGAUCAAAGAAGUAGUUGGGCAGAAUGGGAAUGGAGUUAGAUUCGAAGAGGAUGAAGCUGAAGCAUUGUGUAGAAGUGACGAGAUAGAGUCAAAUUGUAAGAUACAACUACCAGACGUUGAGAAACACAUUUACAUGUCGGUUGUUCCAGACCCGGAUAUAUUGAUCCGUACAUCAGGGGAAACCCGUCUAAGUAAUUUCCUACUUUGGCAGGCUGGUAACUGCAAAUUGUAUUCUCCAGACGCACUUUGGCCGGAGAUUGGUCUAAAGCACUUAGUGUGGGCAGUACUGAACUUCCAGCGGAAUAACUCUUAUUUGGAGAAGAAGAAGAAGAAGCACUUGUAAUGUUGGAGAUGUCGAAUGAUAUCCAACAGCCGACAAAAACUCUUCAACAGUUCCAUUUCGUAGCUUUCUAUUUUAAUGGUUUAAUCUCUAAACCCAAGGGGCCAUUAGAAUUAUACUAUUCAAACUGCAAAAUAGAAAUAUGUAAAGUACAGGGAACUCCAUUACUGAGAGGGACAUAUUAAUUAAUAAAUGAUAAUCAUAAUAUCAUAAAUUAAUAUUACAGUAAAGCUCUUGUAUUUGAGUCUUCUUAAAAGUUAUCUACACCAAAUUAUGUAA